UCUCGGAAAUCCAAUGGUGAUCCCGUUGUCAUGGUCCCCGUCAGCAAAAGCCACCAAGUUAAUCGACACUAACAUCGUCGCGUGGCUAGCCCAUGUGUGGAGGUUUGGGUGGAAGCUUUUGCUUAAUCGUGGCUGAUCCUGGUCUUCUUUCAACAAGCUGAGAGGCAUUGGUAGAAACUUAGCGGUCAACUAUGGCUGCUUAUAUCGGUUCUACUCCCCUCUGGGAGAGUGACUUUUCAACCACAUACAAUAUCACAUCCCAUGGCCAUGGCUUCAGGUGUGGCACAGCAUACGGAUUAUUCAAAUUCGACUUCGUCGAAAGGGGCUGUGGUUAUCAUUAUCACGGUCAUUUUUUCGGCACUGAGUUUCCUGUUCGUUGGUUUACGAUUAUGGGCAAGAAGGCUUAGAAGGUCGACUCUAACGGUCAACGACUUUAUGAUAAUGGCUGCUCUGGUUUUCCAAGUAGGAGAAAUGGCGGUUCUUAUCCUUGGCACUCGAUCAGGCGGCAUCGGGUACCACGCCUCGAUGUUAUCGUCGAAUAAAAUGAGUUAUUUGAUGAAGAUCUACAUGGCUGUCGAGCCUCUUUGGAUAUCGUCGAAUUCCUGUGCGAGAAUAUCCAUGAUACAUCUAUAUAUUACCACAUUCCCUUCGAGACGGUUCUUGGUCACCGCAUAUACAGUGGCUGCACUCGUUGUGGCCUGCUGGGUGAGCACAAUUAUCCGCAUGUGUCUACUCUGCUCUCCCCUCGCAUAUAUUUGGGAUAAGUCUAUACAGGGUGGACACUGCAUCAACAUCCGUGCGUCAUGGAUCAGUGUUUCUAUUAUUGACUUGGUCCUCAAUGCCAUCAUUCUCAUUAUACCCAUUCCCAUGCUCCGGCAUCUACGACUACCUGGAACAAAGAAGAUGGCCCUGGGUAGCGUCUUCUUGUUUGGAUCUGCGGUCUGCGUAAUAGCAGCUCUACGAAUCGUUUCCAUCGCUCAACUCAAUACCGCAGAUAUGUCUUACAGCAUAGUCUACCACGCCAUCUGGAGUGCUCUCGAACCGUGCUUAAGCAUCAUUGCUGCUUGCCUUCCCGUCCUACAACCCAUCCUAUCGAAACCAAUCCGCCGCCAAAGUUGUUACGGACUGUCAACCGAAUCUAAUACUGAAUCUGGGACGCUCUCCCAAACUCAUCUCCGAUCCCAUCACAGAAUUGCCUCGAUCGAAGUCAGGAAUAACGCAUUCCGCCCACUCACUGCAAACACGGGGAUAUUUCCUCCCCCUACAAACAUCUGUUCCGUUCAGCCGAAACAAGACAUCGACUCAGAGGCAAAUAGUAUGUUCCAGCGCCAAAUGGAAAAUCUACAAGGCAUCCUCGUCACGCAGGACUGGGACGUGCGCACAUUGAAGGAAGCAGAUUCGCCCAGAACACGAUGAUCAUCCAUUUAUUUCUUCUGGUGUCCGCGUUGAUUUCUUUUUAGCCCUGUUAUUCGCGCACUUGAUACCCUCUACUAUGCAUAUAGAACGGAACGGCGUUAUAUUGUUUUUUUUUUGUCCUUUUUACUUGAGUGGUGGGGAGGUAUAUGGAAAAUAGGUACCUACUUGGGCUUUUGGUUUCAUGCAUGGGUCAGGUUACAUUUGCAGACAGGAUACGAGAAAAGAUAUCUUUUCCAUGAAAUUACAUUUGCUUUGCUCAGAAAUACGAUAACCAGUGGUCAUCGCUGCUUGCAUACCUGACUCGGGUAUGGAGAGAAUCAUCGAAUCCGAAAUUGGGGGCCAAAUAGUUAGGUAGGUAGGUACCUAAAACCCGAUAUUUCUUCUAGACGAUGUCUUAGCAGAAAGCCUAAAAACUCUAUCUAUCUAUCUGCUAUCAGCCCUGAUAUAGAGUAUUCGAAUAUCUAUCGAA
Messenger RNA from Paecilomyces variotii, 1885 nucleotides. RefSeq lists its product as hypothetical. Bases 262 to 1416 code for a protein of 384 amino acids. The record is from RefSeq and is a predicted model, not a curated record. NCBI's taxonomy places the organism in Eukaryota, Fungi, Ascomycota, Eurotiomycetes, Eurotiales, Thermoascaceae. The transcript has 5 exons.